Molecule: messenger RNA, 1913 nt
Organism: Trichomycterus rosablanca
Lineage: Eukaryota; Metazoa; Chordata; Actinopteri; Siluriformes; Trichomycteridae
Gene: ackr5
Product: G protein-coupled receptor 182
Exons: 2
Coding region: 62-1117 (351 amino acids)
Biological process (GO): G protein-coupled receptor signaling pathway
Cellular component (GO): membrane
Molecular function (GO): G protein-coupled receptor activity
Source: RefSeq, a predicted model, not a curated record
ACAUCUGAGGGGGUUUUGCCCCACUACAGCUCAUCAAGCAGCACUGGACAUUAACAGGACCAUGUUGGACGAUCACAACUCCUCAGAACACCAUGAACUGUGGUUCUACGAGUGCAAUGUUGACCUGGACCGGAACUCCAGGCGCAUCGCUUUGUUCCUGCUCUACCUUUUUCUAUUUAUGGCGGGCCUGGCCGAGAACCUCCUAGUGGUGUGGGUAAACUGGCGUCGGCGCCACACGGCCAGCGGCAUGUUGUUCUGCAUCAUCAACGUCAGCCUGUCGGACCUGAUGGUGGUGUUCACCAUGCCGUUCUUCAUUCUGGAAGUCACCAUGGACAAGGUGUGGGUGUGGGGUCGCUUUCUUUGCAAAGUUACCCACCUCAUCUAUAUUAUCAACUUCUACAGCAGCUCCUUCUUCCUGGCCUUUAUGACUCUGGAGCGGUACUUGUUGCUGACGAGACCCAACUCGCCCUCUUACUUCCCACUGCAGCCCAGGCACAAGCGCUGGCUCAUGUGCGCUGCAGUGUGGAUUCUGUCCUUGGUGCUGGCGCUACUGGAGAACGUUCAUGUGGACCUACUGGAGUGGGAAGAGCCUGGCUGCUACAUGAUACCCCAGCAGAACUACACCGAGUGGUUUGUCUCAGUUGCCUUUCUUUGCCUCAUCUUCCAGUUUCUGGGACCUGCGUCUGUUAUCAUUACCUGCAACAUUCUGAUCGCGAGGGCUGUGCGCGCCUGCCCGAACAUACAGAAUCCCAGGGACGUCUGGCUGGUGCAUGUGUACUCACUGGUCUUCGUGGUUUGCUGGCUGCCCUAUCAUUUGGUCAUGUUCUUGCUUAUGCUGGAUGACCUAAACCCAUACCUGAUGUCCUGCAACACUAUAGAGGUGCUGUUUUUCGCUUUCAGCGUUGUGCAGUGCCUGUCGCUCUUUCACUGCAUCGCAAAUCCCAUCCUGUACAACUUUCUGAGCAAGAGAUUUUGCAGCAACUUUAUCAGCGACGUGGUUUCCUGUAUUACUUCGCCGUCCGCUAGCGUCCCGGCCAACGCCACCGCAGGGACAGUAUCGCAAAAGGAACGAAAGCUUAGCAAUGCCAGCACCAGUCACUCAGAGAUAGGAUCCUAAUGAGGGGAAAUUCCCAGUAGACCAGCUUUAGGUCUUCUGCGAGGAAGGAAGCACUUGAGCUUUUGCUAAUGUGCUGCUGUGAAUAAAAUGCUUCCCAAAUGUCUCCAGAUACCCUCGUUUUCCAAAAUGUCCCUGUAAAAUACUUAGCAACAUUUAACACAUUAGACAGGAAACACUGUCUCCUGGUUUUAGCUCCUAAACAAAACUAAAGAGUCUAAAACAACAGUCCUGUUCUAUUUUUUAUAUAAAGGAGGGGUUAUGUUUGUUUCUCUUGAAGAUGUUGGUCUUUUUAAGUGCAAAAACAAAAAGCUAUUCAGAGGGAAAGUUAAAUACAUUAAAUUCUUUCUUUUUAUUACUUGUGAUUAGUGGAGUUAGAAAGCCCAGUGCGUUUAUAAACCUACCCGAGCAGAGGUGGGAGAGCGUAAUAGUCUGCUGCACCACCUGAGCGUCUGACAGUGGUUUUAAGAGAGGAAGGAAAAAACAUCCAGCAUCGUGUGUGUAAACCCCCACAGGAAGCGAUGGUAUUUAUCGAGGAACAUACCACAGUUAAAACACGACACGACUGUCUGUACACUGGCAACAAAACUUGGCUGCACUACUAGACGUUUUAAUAAGCUUAUUGUUUCACAAGAUGCCAAUUUAUAGAUGACCAAAAGUUUUAUAUGAACAUCUGUACAGUAAACGUGACCACUUUCACCAACAAGUGCUCAUGUAAUAUAUAUUUUUUUAAUAAAUAUUGAGGACUCUGCUCUGAACUGCUUUACUCUGGAAACUCACUGUAUGUACAUACUGUAAU